GGCAAGGCAGCUCCAGGGUUCUGCCCCUUUUCUGUGCCUGUCACCCCAAAUCUGUCCUCCUAGGGUGACCUUGAGCCGCAAAACUGCUGUCCACGUGGACCGGGGCUGACAUCGCACGUCCGUCCGCCAGGACCCCUGUGUCCAAACUCCGAGACAUGGCGACCAACGGCAGCAAGGUGGCCGAUGGGCAGAUCUCCACUGAGGUCAGCGAGGCCCCCGUGGCCAAUGACAAACCCAAAACCCUGGUGGUCAAGGUGCAGAAGAAGGCGGCGGACCUUCCUGACCGGGACACGUGGAAGGGCCGCUUCGACUUCCUCAUGUCUUGCGUGGGCUACGCCAUCGGCCUGGGCAACGUCUGGCGGUUCCCCUACCUCUGCGGGAAAAACGGCGGCGGAGCCUUCCUCAUCCCCUACUUCCUGACGCUCAUCUUUGCGGGGGUCCCGCUCUUCUUGCUGGAGUGCUCCCUGGGCCAGUACACGUCCAUCGGGGGGCUAGGGGUGUGGAAGCUGGCCCCCAUGUUCAAGGGCGUGGGCCUCGCGGCGGCCGUGCUGUCCUUCUGGCUCAACAUCUACUACAUCGUCAUCAUCUCCUGGGCCAUCUACUACCUGUACAACUCCUUCACCACGACACUCCCGUGGAAACAGUGUGACAACCCCUGGAACACAGACCGCUGCUUCUCCAACUACAGCAUUGUCAACACCACCAACAUGACCAGUGCCGUGGUGGAGUUCUGGGAGCGCAACAUGCACCAGAUGACAGACGGGCUGGAUAAGCCAGGUCAGAUCCGCUGGCCCCUGGCCAUCACGCUGGCCAUCGCCUGGAUCCUUGUGUAUUUCUGUAUCUGGAAAGGAGUUGGCUGGACUGGAAAGGUGGUCUACUUCUCUGCCACGUACCCCUACAUCAUGCUGAUCAUCCUGUUCUUCCGCGGAGUGACGCUGCCCGGGGCCAAGGAGGGCAUCCUCUUCUACAUUACGCCCAACUUCCGCAAGCUGUCGGACUCCGAGGUGUGGCUGGAUGCGGCUACCCAGAUCUUCUUCUCGUACGGGCUGGGCCUGGGAUCCCUGAUCGCUCUCGGGAGCUACAACUCCUUCCACAACAACGUCUACAGGGACUCCAUCAUCGUCUGCUGCAUCAAUUCGUGCACCAGCAUGUUCGCAGGAUUCGUCAUCUUCUCCAUCGUGGGCUUCAUGGCCCAUGUCACCAAGCGGUCCAUUGCUGAUGUGGCGGCUUCAGGCCCGGGGCUGGCGUUCCUGGCAUACCCAGAGGCGGUGACCCAGCUGCCCAUCUCUCCCCUCUGGGCCAUCCUCUUCUUCUCCAUGCUGCUGAUGCUGGGCAUUGACAGCCAGUUCUGCACAGUGGAGGGCUUCAUCACGGCCCUGGUGGACGAGUACCCCCGACUCCUCCGCAACCGCCGCGAGCUCUUCAUCGCCGCUGUCUGCAUCAUCUCCUACCUGAUCGGCCUCUCUAACAUCACCCAGGGGGGCAUUUAUGUCUUCAAGCUUUUUGAUUACUACUCUGCCAGUGGCAUGAGCCUGCUGUUCCUCGUGUUCUUUGAAUGCGUCUCUAUUUCCUGGUUUUACGGUGUCAACCGAUUCUACGACAAUAUCCAAGAGAUGGUUGGCUCCAGGCCCUGCAUCUGGUGGAAACUCUGCUGGUCUUUCUUCACCCCCAUCAUCGUGGCGGGCGUGUUCAUUUUCAGUGCCGUGCAGAUGACUCCUCUCACCAUGGGAAGCUAUGUUUUCCCCAAGUGGGGGCAGGGCGUGGGCUGGCUCAUGGCUCUGUCUUCCAUGGUCCUCAUCCCUGGGUACAUGGCCUACAUGUUCCUCACCUUAAAGGGCUCCCUGAAGCAGCGCAUCCAGGUCAUGAUCCAGCCCAGCGAAGACAUCGUUCGCCCGGAGAAUGGGCCGGAGCAGCCCCAGGCCGGGGGCUCAGCCAGCAAAGAGGCCUACAUCUAGGGGCGGGCCGCUCGCCCACCCGGCUCUCUCACCCCCCACCUGGCUGAGCGCGACCACCACUUGAUGUCUGAAGAUAGCUUCUGUCUCAACCUACCUCGAGUGGCGAGUCCAGACACCAUCACCGCGCAGGGAGAGGGAGGUGGGAGGACGGUUAACCCCUGGGUGGGCCCUGCGGUGGGCAAGGGUGCCUGGUGGCCGCCGGCACCCGGUGGGCUGGUGACCUUUUCACCCCAGGCCCCGUAAGCAUCC
Propithecus coquereli (Coquerel's sifaka) is the source of this 2204-nucleotide messenger RNA. RefSeq names its product solute carrier family 6 (neurotransmitter transporter), member 1 (gene SLC6A1). NCBI's taxonomy places the organism in Eukaryota, Metazoa, Chordata, Mammalia, Primates, Indriidae. The coding region runs from base 156 to 1955 and encodes 599 amino acids. The transcript has 14 exons. The record is from RefSeq and is a predicted model, not a curated record. Gene Ontology annotation, cellular component: cell surface; plasma membrane; axon. Gene Ontology annotation, biological process: neurotransmitter transport; sodium ion transmembrane transport. Gene Ontology annotation, molecular function: gamma-aminobutyric acid:sodium:chloride symporter activity.